Messenger RNA from Marmota monax (woodchuck), 1905 nucleotides. RefSeq names its product G protein regulated inducer of neurite outgrowth 2 (gene Gprin2). The record is from RefSeq and is a predicted model, not a curated record. Gene Ontology annotation, biological process: neuron projection development. The transcript has 2 exons. Gene Ontology annotation, cellular component: plasma membrane. Bases 232 to 1599 code for a protein of 455 amino acids. NCBI's taxonomy places the organism in Eukaryota, Metazoa, Chordata, Mammalia, Rodentia, Sciuridae.
CCUCCGCCCCCUGCGCCCUCUCGGGGGUCCCUGGUGCGGGGUCGCCUGGGUGGGUCCCUUCCCAGAGCUGGUCCAGCUGUCGGCUGGACCAAGGCGGACGGUGUCUCGGCCCUGGCCGAUUCUGGGUCUGGUCCUGGCUCCAUCUUGGGCCGCUGCGCCGGGCACCUGUGGCAGUCGCAGGAGCAGCGCUUCCGCCGGCCUGCGGGGCCCCGGGCGGGCGAGAGGGCAGCCAUGAGUUCCAGCCACCCUGAGCCCGAAUCCCAGGCAGUUCGGAGUCCCCGCACACAGUCACUGUCCCAGAGCUCUUCCAGCCUGCUUUGUGAAGGCCGGGGGCAGAGACCAGAGCUCCGCAAGAGUGCCAGCAGUACUGUGUGGCAGGCCCAACCUGGCAAGGCCAGCACUAGUCCCCAGGCCUUGGUGGAAGAGAGGUGCCAGACUGAGAGCACAGAGCAGGCACAGACCUCAAGCCCCCAUCUACGGUCUGGUGCUGUGGGGCACUGGCGAAGCAGCACUGUGGGAAAUGUAUCUACAAUGGACAGUGGUGACUUGUGUCGCCUGCGGGCCCCCAGUGUGGCUGCUGUGCAGAGGAGCCAUUCUGAUCUGGUCCAUAGCACCCAGACCCGGGGUCAUAGCAGUGCUCGGAAGGCCAGUCUCAGCUGCUCAGCCCUCGGUGGCUCACCUGCCCGCAGGGCUCAGCUGCAGCCUGGCAGUAUUUCUGACCAGGUUGGACAGCCACCUACAGGCCUGGAAAGAGAACUGGCUCCAGCAGAUGGAACUUCUAACUCAGCCUGGAUGCUGGAGGAGAGUCAGGUGUGGGUACCACCACCAGCCCUGGGGGACACAGCUACCCACAGCAGUGGUCCCCAGGCUGGGCCCAAAGCCACAGGGCAGCCAGCUACCACCUCCUGCCAUGCUCUGCCCCCAGCAGCUCUUCUCUGCAGCAUGAGGGAGGCAGUGGCCAGUGGCUGCUGUCAUGCCCUGCCUGCCACAGGGAUCCUGGCUUUUCCCAAACUGGUGGCAUCAGUGAGUGAGUCUGGGCUGCAGGCUCAGCAUGGGAUGAAGUUCCACUGUAAGUUGCCUGGGGGGAUUCACAGGCACCCCCACUGUUGUGCCCACCUUUGGGGUCCCACAGGGUUACCCACAGAGCCUGGUUCUAGGACCAAAGAUGUAUGUACCAUGACUUCAGCUAGUGACUUGGGCCCCAUGUUGGUUUCAGCCCAGGAUGCUGGUGUGCAGGCAGCCCCAGUGGCAGCAUGCAAGGCUGUGGCUACCAGCCCAUCCCUGGAAGCCCCUGUGGCUCUGCACAUGUUCCCAGAGGUAACUCUAGGGCCCAACCUGGAAGAGACAUCAUCCCCUGUGCGGGAUGUGCGGUGGGAUGCUGAAGGCAUGACAUGGGAGGUGUACGGAGCAUCGGUAGACCCUGAAGUGCUUGGUGUGGCCAUCCAGAAGCACCUGGAGAUGCAGUUUGAACAGUUGCACCCAGUGCCAGCCAGUGAGGACAGCUUGUCCAUUGAGGGCCGGAGGGGCCCCCUGAGGGCCGUCAUGCAGUCCCUACGGCGUCCCAGCUGCUGUGGCUGCUCUGGUGCAGCCCCCGAGUGAGGAACUGCAUCUCUCAGGCUGGCCUGGCUCAUGGACUCAGCCCUAAGCCAGGGCCAGGGACAGUGUGGGCCCUGUGCCCCCUGAACCCACUUCAGGUGGGCACAUCUUUCAUCUGAUAAAUAUUGACUACCUACAGAUCACAGAAUGCAGCCGGGGCUUCUGGCUUCAUGAAGCUGGGCUCUUUUUUAAGGGCUUGAUCUCCAAGAGCCACAUGUCUGCACAUUCCAGGCUCUGAACUUUGGGCCGGGGUUUCUGCACUGUGUAUAAAUUAGCUCCUAAUUUUUCUGUAAAAAUAUUCAACCUUCA